CUCUGCCGGUGUGCAUCAAUCAUACUAUUGUCGUGGCGACACCAAGGCAUACGAUGAGUGGAGCUGGCCGCAAGAGCGGGUACCGCAAAGGAGUGACCCAAGACGUCCUGUAUGGAGAACCUGUGCCUGAGGCAGGUGAGCUCAUCGUGCAGGUCCAAGCAAUGCGCGGAAGCAAUUUGUUCGAGAUUGUGACGAGCGACGGCGAAACUGGCGUUGCCAUGCUGCCCACAAAAUACCGAAAGCUCAUUUGGAUCCGCCGAGGGGACUUUUUGAUCGUGGCGGCAGCCCACGGAGCACACAAAGGCGCGGUGAACUACUCUGUCGAGCACAUUUUGUACAAAGAUCAGAUCAAGCACCUGAAGAAAGAAAAUCUGUGGCCCGAAUCGUUCAAUGUUGACGAGUCAAUGUUGGACUCGAAGGCAGGAGCGGGUGACGACGGCACCGCGGCAUCCGCUCUGGGCAACCUAACGCUUGAGAAAGAAGCCAAGCGAUCAGAUGGAUUGGACGUCGACAACGACCCGCUGCUGUUCGUCAAUCGUAACCGAGUUGGAGGGCGGUACAUUGAAGAAGACGACGACGACAGCGACGAAGAUUAAGCGCGAAUCUCGUCGUGGGCAUUUGGCUCCCCAAGGCAGCGCAAUGGCUCAGCUCGACUGGCCAUGCAGUUUAUAAAUUCCACUAAUGCAGUUGAACGUUGUAGACCGU
This is a messenger RNA of Aphanomyces invadans, 705 nucleotides long. RefSeq lists its product as hypothetical. NCBI's taxonomy places the organism in Eukaryota, Oomycota, Saprolegniomycetes, Saprolegniales, Verrucalvaceae. Gene Ontology annotation, molecular function: RNA binding; translation initiation factor activity. The transcript has 3 exons. Gene Ontology annotation, biological process: translational initiation. Bases 54 to 596 code for a protein of 180 amino acids. The record is from RefSeq and is a predicted model, not a curated record. Gene Ontology annotation, cellular component: nucleus.